GUACAGAACAGCAGCUCACUUUGACUCCCUUCACUCCAUGUGGCUGGGAGUGGAACCUACACCAUGAAGGCUAUAUUUCUAAUGCUGACACUGAUGAGCAUUUUAAAUGUGGAGUCAGUCCUAAAAAUACCAAUUGAUUGCAGUGGAUAUGAAAAACUGCCACCAGGAAAGACUCCAAUGUGCACUCUUGAGUUAAUACCAAUAUGUGCUUCUGAUGGGCAAACAUAUGGCAAUAAAUGUGCUUUCUGCCAUGCUGUUAAGCAGAGUGAUGACAACAUCAAAUUUGUACAUAUGGGGGAUUGUUAAAUUACAUCAGUUUGGAAAUGUCCCACAGUGCCUUUCACUCCCAUUAUAACAGUACAAAAUACAUCUAAUUCCAGAAGAUUUUCCUUCUUCAGAAUUCAGAAAAUUGGCUCUUCAACCUUGAUUGAUAUUGUUGCUGGCAGAAUAAAGAAAAGUUCACUGAA
Messenger RNA from Antechinus flavipes (yellow-footed antechinus), 467 nucleotides. RefSeq names its product ovomucoid-like. Lineage: Eukaryota; Metazoa; Chordata; Mammalia; Dasyuromorphia; Dasyuridae. Gene Ontology annotation, molecular function: protein binding. The record is from RefSeq and is a predicted model, not a curated record. The transcript has 4 exons. The coding region runs from base 64 to 306 and encodes 80 amino acids.